GAAUUCACGCUGCCCGUAGUAACUGCAUCAUCUACAAAGCUCAUCAACAUUCCAAGCAAAUCUGAAGCGUUGAACUCUCGUUUAUCUCUCCCUCCUCCAUCUACAGCGGCAUCUACAGCAGCGAUAGGAGCAUCAGUCAAGCCGUUGGCCCCUGCUGUUCUUCCAGCAGCUAUGGAAAUUCUUCCAGCACCGCCGUUUGCCAAACCCGUGACCUCCAAUAAACAUCGCUCCUCCUCUGAGGAUUCUAGCACUGUUGCCCCCACUGUUACCACAGCCGUUUCGACGCUAAGACGUCGACAUCAGUGCCCCUUCUGCACAAAAAGUUGCGAGAGGAAGGAUAACCUCCAGGCACACAUACGAACUCAUACUGGUGCGUACCUGCCCCACACCUGCAUGCUUAUCCGAAUAGGUACUUUUGCUUCAUGA
Molecule: messenger RNA, 426 nt
Organism: Hydatigera taeniaeformis
Lineage: Eukaryota; Metazoa; Platyhelminthes; Cestoda; Cyclophyllidea; Taeniidae
Source: the annotation of a GenBank genome assembly